Molecule: messenger RNA, 1968 nt
Organism: Andrographis paniculata
Lineage: Eukaryota; Viridiplantae; Streptophyta; Magnoliopsida; Lamiales; Acanthaceae
Product: pollen receptor-like kinase 3
Exons: 1
Coding region: 1-1968 (655 amino acids)
Biological process (GO): protein phosphorylation
Molecular function (GO): protein binding; ATP binding; protein kinase activity
Source: RefSeq, a predicted model, not a curated record
AUGGCCAUUGUUCAUGUUCUUGGAUCAUCAUCCAUAAUUUUCUAUCUUCUUCUCGUCAAUUUUUCGACAUCGAGCUCGAUUUCUCAGUCCGAAGCUCUUCUCAAGCUCAAGAACUCGUUCGUGAACACAACCGCGCUCGACUCAUGGAAGCCUGGGACCGAGCCGUGCAGUCGAGGCCGAGAAUGGGCUUGUGUUGUGUGCGUCGACGGCACGGCUGCCGGGCUCCGGCUCGGGCAUUUGGGUCUAUUGGGUACGAUAAACGUCGAUGCAUUGGUUUCCCUACCUAAAUUACGUCUUGUCAGCUUCGUGUCGAAUGGGUUUUCCGGGCCGAUCCCCAAUUUUCAUCGGAUGGGGAAUUUGAGAGGGCUGUUCCUGUCGAGGAACCAGUUCUCCGGCGAGAUCCCGUCGGAUUAUUUCGCCGGAUUGAGCAGGUUGAAGAAGGUUUGGCUAUCGGGGAAUGGGUUUUCCGGCUCGGUUCCAUCCUCGCUCAGUGAUUUGUCCGAUCUGACGGAAUUGCAUCUCGAAGACAAUCAGUUUUCGGGGGUGAUUCCUCGGCUGACCCAGCCGGGUUUGGUUUCGUUGAACAUCUCGAACAAUAAGUUGGAGGGCGAAAUCCCGUCGACCAUGCUGAAGUUCAGCUUGGAUUCGUUCAACGGGAAUCCCGGGUUGUGCGGCGAGAGUCUCGGCACGGUCUGCAGGCUUUCAUCGUCGUCGCCGACGCCGAACGGGGGGAAACAGAGUUCAUCGCAGCUGGAGUUUCUAUGGGCGCUGAUGCCCGCCGGAAUAGUUUUCGCAGGAAUGAUAGUCGGGAUAGUUACGCUGAAGCGAAGGAACAGGGAACAACAGAUGCUCGCCGAGAACUCGCUUAACCAGCGACCGUCAUUGGUGACAAACGACGAACAACAUAAUCCAAGCACGGCCGUGAGAAGGUCAGGCCGGAAGGAAUCAACGAAUGUCAGGAGUGAUAUAGUGAUGGUACGCGACGGCGCGGGCGAGUUUAAAAUGAGCGAUCUGAUGAGAGCAACGGCGGAGAUGCUCGGGAAUGGAUCACUCGGGUGUUCCUACAAGGUGACAACGGCGAACGGGACGACAGUGGUGGUUAAACGGACGAGAGAGAUGAACGAAAUGGACAGGGAACAGUUCGACGCAGCGAUGAAGAGACUCGGGAGUUUAAGCCACAGCAACGUGUUGUCGCCGUUGGCUUACUUCUACCGUCACGACGAGAAGCUUUUGAUCUCCGAGCAUAGGCCCGGAGGGAGCUUACGCUUCGCGUUACACGGGACGAAACUGACGAACGGUAGAAUCGAUUGGUCUGCGAGGUUGAAGAUAGUUCAAGGGAUUGCUAGAGGAUUAGCUUAUCUACAUACUGAGUUUUCUUCACUAGAUUUACCGCAUGGGAACCUCAAGGCAAGCAAUGUGAUUUUAACCUCCGAAAACGAGGCGUUGCUCGCCGACUACGGGUUUAGUUCGAUGGUUGGCAGCAGCGAGGCAAGAGAAAGGCUCGAAGCGUACAAGACGCCCGAGGCUAUCCUGCAACGCAAAGUAUCGCCAAAGUGCGACGUGUACUGCCUAGGGGUGGUUAUGUUAGAGAUUCUUACGGGGAAAGCCCCAAGCCUUGGCGAUGGCGAAGUCGAGGUGGACAUAGUCCGGUGGGCGAGAUCGACCAUCGCUGAGGGGAAGCAGUGUGAUAUAUUCGAUCCGGAGAUCGUUAGUGACGCGAGGUGUAUGCGUGAGAUGGGGGAAGUUCUACGGAUCGGUGUAGCGUGCACGCAAAGUAAUCCGGAUCAAAGAUUAGAUAUUGCGGAAGCUGUAAGGAGGAUAGAGAGCGUACCUGAUGACGACGAUGAUGGAAGUUCUCUGGACAUGGAGACGGCUCAGGCGCUGUCGUUGUAUAGCGACGACUUGACUGUUGUCGGGCGCGGGAGCAACUAUUCAGGGAAAAGCAGUCAUGACAUUGGAGAUCAAUGA